Messenger RNA from Caenorhabditis remanei, 1077 nucleotides. RefSeq lists its product as uncharacterized. Gene Ontology annotation, biological process: embryo development. The record is from RefSeq and is a predicted model, not a curated record. The transcript is spliced from 3 exons. Bases 1 to 1077 code for a protein of 358 amino acids. Lineage: Eukaryota; Metazoa; Nematoda; Chromadorea; Rhabditida; Rhabditidae.
AUGCUGGCGUCGUUUCGGGCUCAAAGGAAAAGCGAGCGUCUUGGAGAUUUGAAACCUCACGAAAUUUUCGUUUUUUCUCUUACAGGUUCAGAAGCAAAGAACAAGGUCAUAGAAGCCAAUAUCAAUGUCAAAGAAGUUCUGUUUGAUUUCUCGUCAAUGGACAGCAGAAACGUUUAUAGAGACAGCAGUGUCGAUGUUUGCGUCGAGUUCCAGCCACAAAUAAAGAGUGAGCUGUGUCAUGCUGUUUGGACGACCAAUCCACCGUAUGGAGUCUUUUCUUUGGAUAAAGAAAAAUUAAAUAUCGAAGGACAUCAAACUGAAUGCAGAAUCACCACUGACAACAACGGAGAAUGGACCUUCUGGAUUGAAGAAGUCAAUCCGGUUCGUUUCCUCAAUGCUCUCAAUGCUCACAUCCGCCACAUCUACUCAUUCCGCAGAGAAGUUUCGCUCAAAACUCACGUAUCGAAGAUGCUGUCGGUUCCGAUGACUGGAAAUAUUAGGAAAACUGAAAUUAUUGGAAAUGUGGUGGAACCUCAAAGAGUCGUACAGUAUCUCAAACACUUUCCGGACGUCGAAUUCUUAAAGCUCGAGUGUAGAUUCGAUGGAGUAUUUGAGGUGCCAAAUAUAAUGCUACGCACGGAAAGCCUCAUGAUCAUUCAACCGGCUCAGACACAUAUGAUGCGCAUUUUCCACUCGUUUGAGGGAAGACAUUUGUAUUACGAUGGAUCUCGCACACCAAUUGCACUAAUGAAUAAUUUAUUACUAGCUUGGAAAGCUGGAAAAAUGAGAAAUCUCAGUUCGAUGAUAAUGAAAGUUAACGUGCAGGUGGAAUAUACCCCCUGGAGGCUGCUUCAGGAUCUCGACGCUUAUCACUACAAUGAAGAACACAGACCACCACAAUUCCCCUACGAUUCUAUCAUCCAAGAACAUCUGGAUUUGCCAGAAGACUUCACCGAUUGCUCGAUUGCGUAUGAUUUCAGGCGUACUCGCGACAAUACAAUUGCAACUAUCUCGUUUGCUGGCGAGUAUAUGAUGUUCUUUGUCUGGAAUGAUAACUUCUAUUUGGGCAUAUUCUGA